AUGUCAACUCCCUCGACGAGAAAGCCCAUUGGUAACCCUGCCAAUAAUCCCACCAACGCUCCUCCGCGCCGGACUCCCAACGAGAAUAGUCCCAACCGUCCUCCUGUUGCAAGUGCUGUCCCAUCCAGUACCGCCCAAGGUCUUGCGCGCACUCCUUCCCUCCGACAGACCCGACUUGCAAGACGACCUACCAAUCGCAUGAGCAAUUCCUUUACUUCCCCUGAUGCCGAACCUGAAGACGAAGACACCAAAUCUGCAAAUGCUCAGUUGAUCGCAGAUCUCAAAGAGCAAGUUCUUCGGGCCGAACAGGCUUCAGAUCAGUACAGAAAACAACUCGAGGUCAUGCAAAAACGACUGGACGAUGCCGCUGGGGAGCAGACCACUGCCGAAGAGCGUGACUACCAACGGCAGAGCGAGAUCGAUCGCCUGCGGGUCGAGUACAAAGACUCAAUCCGUCAAUAUCGCGAACUCGAAUUGGCCUAUGAUGCCGACAAAAACACUUUUCUCCAUGAGAGGGAAAGACAAGCAGACAAGGAGGUCGAGCUGGAGGCCAAGAUCAGUCGGCUGACAGCAACCCUGAGAGCCAGAGAUGUUGACAGGACCACUGCAAGUCGAUCUGGGACAGACCUAAAGAACGACGUGGACAGUGCUAUUCAAGGCGCCUCCACCCCCGAUCAUUCCGAGGCUCUCCGCCAGAAAGAUGGAGCCAUUGAAGCCCUCCGCCUUGAUCUUGCCGAAGCACAACUCAAACUCGCUGAGCAGGAACAUGUUGGGGACGGACGAGUUCAGACUCUCGAAAAGGCACUCAUGGAACUCAAGGUUCAUAGUGCCCGGCUACUAGAAGAAAACGAGAGUUUCACAAUGCUUCUCAGCGAGAAGACACUCAAAGGCGAUUUUCUACAUGACAGUGGUGGUGAUAUGAGUGGGAUGAGCACCUUGGCAGAGGAACUCGAGUCAAGUGGAGAAGACACCGAAGGUCAGACCGAUGCGUAUAAGAAACUCGAGGGUGAAAAUCGCAGCCUUCGAGACCAGAACAAGGCUUUAGCUUUAUAUGUUGACAAGAUAAUCGGUCGUCUGCUACAACAUGAAGGCUUUGAGCACAUCAUUCAUGACAAGGAUGACCCGCCUAAGCCUCCAGCAAAAGCCACACCCAUCGAAAAAGCCCUUCCAGCCACACCUGAUCAACACCCAGCCCCUGCUGCUGCGUCAGUUAGUGGUGUUGCAAAUGGGCUAUUACAAAGAGCCAGAUCGGUGGUGUCACGACCAGGCGGCAAGGCACGUCCCAUGUCGUACGCUCAACCAUCGGCACCAUCGCCUACUGCAAACGAAAAUCCCGAGACGGCUCCCAGUAUUCCGAUUGGACGUGGACACCGCCGGGCACGUUCUGAUCAGGCACAGGUCGAUAUGGCUGCCGCAGGUGCUGCAGCUGCAGUUGUACAUCAAAUGAACCGAUCUUCCACCAUGCGGACGACUUCUGGCGGCCCAUUGAGCCCAGGAAUCCGACCGUUGAGUCCGCAAUUGUCUCAGAAUCGUCAAUCAUACUUCGGUCCCUCGACAAACCGAACCGCUUCUGCAUCUGGCCAACAAAAUGGCAGUUCAGCCAACAGUGUAACAAGCGAUCAUAGUGAUGAACAGCGAUCCGCGACCGACGGAAGUUCAACCGCUCAAAGCACCGUCGCCCCAAAUCAGCCCAACAUCCCCGGCGCUGUUAUGAAGCAGAACCACCUGAGACCAUUGAGAUUGGUUCAGGAACAAGUAGCGACUGAAGAAGAGUUGGCAAAACGUGCCAACCGCGGAAGUUGGAUGGGUUGGCUCAGAGGGAAUACCCCCGAGGCUCAGAAUGACUAG
Molecule: messenger RNA, 1848 nt
Organism: Exophiala bonariae
Lineage: Eukaryota; Fungi; Ascomycota; Eurotiomycetes; Chaetothyriales; Herpotrichiellaceae
Exons: 2
Coding region: 1-1848 (615 amino acids)
Source: RefSeq, a predicted model, not a curated record